Molecule: messenger RNA, 8760 nt
Organism: Erpetoichthys calabaricus (reedfish)
Lineage: Eukaryota; Metazoa; Chordata; Cladistia; Polypteriformes; Polypteridae
Gene: col7a1l
Product: collagen type VII alpha 1-like
Exons: 108
Coding region: 292-8760 (2822 amino acids)
Molecular function (GO): serine-type endopeptidase inhibitor activity; protein binding
Source: RefSeq, a predicted model, not a curated record
UCCACUCCAUGCGAGUCCACCUUUUUAAUUCUUUCACCAACCGACUCUCUUUGGGUGCCAAAUCUGCCUUCUCCAGACAUUCAAGGAUACCUAAAACAGUAAACAAGGGAUUUUCUUUUUUAAAUAGGCACAGCUUUGUUUUACAUGUGCUUUAUUUUUAAGGAGAAAGGUUUACCCCCAGCUUUUAAUGGACUUACUGGAGACAUAACAGCAUGUCUGUGACAAUUAUCUUUUAGAGGUUGAGGAUAAAAAAGAACAUUGCUAAAGGAAGAAUUAGACUGCCAAAACAGCAUGGCUUUUCAUCACUUAUGGGCUGUGAUACUGUCAUGUUUGUGUGUGCAAUGGAAGGCAUUUGCUCAAGUAGAGGUCUGUAACACAGCAGUUAUGGCUGACAUUGUGUUCCUAGUAGAUGAAUCUUGGAGUGUUGGAGAUGCCAAUUUCCAGAUUAUUAAAGAUUUCAUUAAUGGCAUUAUUGGGUCAUUUAAGAAAAUUCCUUUGGGAAAAGAAGGGAUGCGUUUUGGUGUAACCGUCUACAGUGACAAACCAAGGAUGAAAAUUGCUUUGACAGAUUAUGUCACAAUUGAAGAAGUACUUGUAGCAGUGCGUGAUCUUCCCUAUGAAGGUGGAAACACAAAAACUGGAGAAGCUCUGAAAUAUCUCAUGGAGUCUGUUUUCAGUUUUUCAGUAAUUAGAGAUGAUGCUCCAAAGAUAGCAAUUUUAAUAACAGAUGGAAAGUCAGCAGAUUCAGUGGAGGAUCCUGCAAUGAAGCUGCAAAACAAUGGGAUCACAGCAUUUGCAGUUGGAAUUAAAAAUGCAGAUAAAAAAGAAUUGAAGAAAAUAGUUUCUGACCCUUAUGAAGAACAUAUGCUCUAUGCAGAAGACUUCAAUCAUCUCAGCACUCUCUUACCCAAAGUCACUAGAAGAGUCUGCUUCACAGCUUCUGAGCCUCCAAGACCAGUGAAACAAAUCAGUGAGAAAGAUAAAAUAAUUGGUCCUAAAGACUUGGUUGUUAGUGAACUGAGUUACAGCUCUUUGAGACUGACGUGGACUCCAGCUACUGGUGAUGUAGCUGAAUACCAGUUGGUAAUUAAUACUUUGUCCCCUUCUGGAGCCCUGGCUUCAGAGGAGCAAAAGCAGAUCGUCUUGAAAGGAAAUGACAGAACCACUCUGGUGACUGACUUAAUGCCCAACACUGAAUAUUUAUUCACCAUCUUUGCUGUGUAUGCUGAUACCAUUGGGGAUUCAACAUCUGUCAAAGCAAAAACAACUCUUGUGCCUCAAGUUACUAAUUUUCGAGUGAUUGAGGAGGGACUUUUCACUCUCAGACUGGCAUGGACUCCACCAUUAGGAAAGCUGGAAGGCUAUAAAAUUUACAUACCUCGAUCUAAUAGGCCAGGAUUAAAGUAUGAACAGAUUCUGAGUGGAGACAUGUCUUCACAUUUGAUUGACAGUCUGGAAGAGGAUAAAGAGUAUUCUAUAAGUAUCUAUGCAGUUUAUCCACAAGGGCCAAGCGAACCUGUUUCUACUUCUGGCAGAACAUUGAAGCUGAUCCCUGUGCAAAACCUGAUCCUUCAAAAUGCGACUACAGAUACCAUCCAAGUCAGGUGGACACCAGUAAGGGGAGCCUCCGGGUACCGUUUAACCUGGUCCUCAUCAGAGGGCUACAUAGAGAAUGUUAACCUUGGGGAAUCCUAUCAGUUCUACAUGAUUCAGGGACUACAUCCUGGCUCAGACUACACUGUCACCAUUAAUCCAAUUUUUGGGGACAUCGAGGGACCUGUAACAACUGGAGUAGCUCGAACAUUGGCAAGCAGUGCUGUGCAGAGUUUAAAGGUUACUGGUGUCAGCACUAAUAGUGCCAUGAUAUCUUGGAAUUCAGUGCCAGGUGCAACUGGAUAUAGGCUGGCAUGGGGGCCAACAGCAGAGUUUGUUGGUAAAGAUCGCCCACGACAGCUAGCUCUCAAUAGCUCCACCACAAACUAUCACCUGCGCAAUCUUGUUUAUGACACUGAGUAUGUCCUUUCCUUGUAUGUGUUGUUUGGAUCUAUUGUUGGACCUGGAAUCACAGCAACAGUUAGAACAUCUCCUCUUGGAUACGUCUCCAACUUCAAGAUUACGUCUUAUACAAGCACUUCAAUUGAUGUAGCAUGGAGUGCUAUUGUUGGAGCAACUGAAUAUAAAAUAUCUUGGCAUCCAUCAACAGAUGACAAAACAAUUGAGAGCCAGUACUUAGACAACAGUGUUCUGAACUACCACAUUGAUGGUUUGCGCCCUGAGACCGACUAUACUGUCAGCAUUCAUGCAGUAUAUGGCAAUUCAGAAGGACCACCAAUAAUGCUUUCACAAUAUACAGCUUCAACAAAAGAUAUAGAAACAAUUCAAAGUGUGAAGGAUUUAAAGGUCAUUGACAUUGGAGUGGACAGCUUCAAACUUUCUUGGAAGAAAACAGCUGGAGUUUCUGGAUAUAGAAUUACUUGGGCCCCAUUCCAUGGAGGUACAAAGAAAAGUUCUCUUGUGUCCAGUGAUUCAACUUUCUUUACAAUAUCGGACCUCCAUGAAAGUUCUGCUUACACUAUUCAAGUAUCUUCUGUGGCAAGAGGUCGUGAGUCAAGUCCAGUUCUUUUAAAUGCCAGAACAUUGGAUUUGCCAAAAGUGAAUAAGUUUCAUGUUUUAGAAACGACAGACAGCACUGUUCUUUUAAACUGGACAAGAGUUGCUACUGCAUCUGGAUAUUUGUUAACCUGGAGACAUAUUUCAGUAUCUGAGUCUUCAACAGAGGUUUUGGGAUCAACAGUUACUUCCUUCAGGGUUGAAAAUCUUUUGUUUGGUAGAACAUAUAUAUUUACAAUUCGUCCACUGUAUGGAGAAACUGAAGGUCCUGCUACAAUAAUAAGUGAACGAAUAUUAGGAACAAAUAAGAUCACUGGAGAAGAAACUGUUUUAUCCACCAAAGCAACUCCUCCUCCUCCAUCAGUAAUAAUGCCAUCUCUUCAUGCAAGCUUAGUAACACGUGCUGCUGUAGCAACUGUCAAGCGAAAAGUCCCUACUACUAUUGAAGCAACAAGCAUAUUAAAAUCAACUACAAUGAGACCUACUAGUACAACCACAACAUCAGUGCCAUCAACACCAGAACCAUUCUGUGGGAAGGUGAAAGCUGACAUUAUUUUCCUGGUGGAUGAGUCCUCAAGCAUUGGCUCUAACAAUUUUGACAAAUUAAAGAGCUUCCUCUUUAGAGUGGUGACAUAUUUUCCAAAAAUUGGAUCAGAAGGAACACAGAUUGCUGUGGUUCAUUACAGUGAUGAACCUCGCACCGAAUUUCCCUUAAACCAGUACCAUGACAGAAACUCAAUACUGAGAGCCAUUAGAGGAGUGAAGUAUGGUGGAGGAAAUACAAAAACAGGUCGUGGAAUUGGUUACAUACUGAAAGAGAGCUUUCAGCCCUCUGCUGGAAUGAGAGAGAAUGUACCUCAUAUGCUGGUGUUGAUCACUGAUGGUAAAGCCCAAGAUGAUGUAUCACCACCAGCCCGUGUAGCUCAUGCCUUGGGUAUUCAUGUCCUGGCAGUGGGAGUUGCCAAUGCAGACAUUGAGGAACUGAGAAAGAUUGUAUUCCCUGGAAAUCAUCAAAAUAUUUUCUAUGCUAGCACUUUUGAUGACUUCCCAUCUAUUGAAAGAGAAUUUAUUGAAACCAUGUGUAAAGAAGUUUCACAAAAGAGUGACAUAAGACAGAAACAACAGGUUUCUGAAGUCGAUGUAAACAAGCCUCAGCAAACGUUUGAACUACAAGGAGACCUUUCAUCAAAAGGAUCUGAUGUAAUAAACAAGCCAGAAGGACCUUGUGCCUCUCAAUGCAUAAAGGGUCAGAAAGGAGAAAAGGGUGACAGUGUGGGAGGACUGGGACUGAAAACAGGUGGAGGCUAUGAUCCUUUCAAUUUCAAUUCUAAAGGAGAAAAGGGAGAAAGGGGACUCCCUGGAACAGAUGGAAUUCCUGGACUUCCUGGACGACCGGGCCGCACAGGACCUCCUGGAUCCCCUGGACUUUUGGGCCCUCCAGGUGUUCAAGGAAAUCAAGGACCACCUGGACACUCGGGACUAAAAGGUCAAAAAGGAGAAAGAGGUGAGCCUGGAUAUGUGAUAGGGAGUGGAGAAGUUAUUCCAGGCCGAAAAGGUGAACCUGGACAACAUGGAUCACCAGGUGAACCAGGUAUUCCAGGAGUAGCCGGACCACCAGGUUUACCAGGUCAACCUGGGCCUCAGGGACCACCAGGGAUAUCUGUGAAGGGAGAGCCAGGAGAUGCAGGGGUUAAAGGCCAGCGUGGAAAAAUGGGUCCAAAAGGUGAUAAAGGAGACAUGGGUGACACGGGUAAACCAGGAUUGCCUGGACCAAUAGGAAUUGAUGGAGUGCCAGGAGUCAUGGGACCUAAAGGCGAGAAGGGCAAUCCUGGCAUAGGAAUUGAAGGUGCACAAGGUCCAAAAGGAGAGCAAGGAAUUAAGGGAGAUAUGGGUUUUCAAGGUCCGGUUGGUUCAAAGGCAAAGAUUGGCCCACAAGGAAAUCUAGGACCUAUUGGUCAGAGGGGCAAAAAGGGGUUUAAAGGAGACAAAGGAGAUAAGGGUGAUCGUGGAGAAGUUGGAUUAAAAGGAGAUCAAGGAAGUGUGGGGCUCCCAGGUCCAUUAGGAUCAAAAGGAGAUCAAGGUGAUCGUGGUGUUCCAGGAGACCCAGCAGUAGGGAUUCUGGGACCUCCAGGCAAAAAAGGAGCCAGGGGUGAUGUAGGACCUGUAGGUCCCAUAGGACCCCAAGGUGAAAAAGGAAUACAAGGAGACAAAGGAGAAAAGGGUAGUCCUGGUUAUGGAAUACCUGGUCAACCAGGACCUAAAGGAGACAGUGGAGAGAGGGGAAAUGUUGGAUUAUCUGGGAAGCCUGGACCAAAGGGUCAAGAUGGAAUAAAAGGAGAAAAGGGAGAGCAAGGUCAGUCAGGAGACCCUGGAGUGUCAGGCCCAAGAGGUAAAGAUGGAGAUCCUGGAGUGAAGGGAGAACAAGGAGUAAAUGGUGAACCAGGUCCUACGGGGGAUCCAGGAGAGAGAGGAACAAGGGGUCCUUUGGGACUUCCUGGAAGACCUGGAGAUGCUGGCAUUAAGGGCGAUGCUGGAAUUUCUGGAGAACCUGGGUCAGAAGGCAAGAAAGGUGAAAAAGGAGAACCUGGACUUCCUGGGCCCCCUGGAACUUCCUCUUUUUCUGUAUCAGAGAACAGCAUUUUUAUGAAAGGAGAAAAGGGUGAACCUGGAAAGAACGGUGCUCCUGGUGUGAAAGGAGAAACAGGUCAUCCAGGUCCAAGGGGACCUGAUGGUAAACCAGGACCUCCAGGAAAUGGACUGGGAGGUGCAGGGCUUCCAGGAAAAAAUGGGGCUGAUGGAAAGGAUGGAUUACCUGGGCCACUGGGACCUUCUGGGCCAAAAGGUGAACCAGGAAGGAAAGGAGAACCAGGAGCUAAAGGAGAACCUGGACCAGUAGGAGUUGCUGGUGUCCCUGGGCUUCCCGGCAAUCCAGGGAAGCCAGGAGUAGAUGGGAAACGUGGAGCUACAGGAAAAGAUGGAGAAAAUGGUUUUUCAGGAAAAGAAGGGGAAAAGGGUCAAAAGGGGGAAAUGGGAUCUCCAGGAAAACAUGGGAAAGAUGGAGCAAAAGGAGAGCAAGGUCUACCAGGUUUACCAGGACCUCCUAUGCUGCUAAACUUCCCCACCAUAGUUACACCAGAAGAGGAUGCACCAGGUCCGCCAUCCCAUGCUUUAAAGACAAUUAGAAUUCCAGGUCCUCCAGGAAACCCAGGGAUGAAGGGAGAAAAGGGAGAAAAAGGUGAAAAGGGUGAUCCUGGUUCUGGAAAAGCAAUUGAAAUGAAGGAUAUAGAAAAAAUGUUUGAAGCCUAUGGUAUUAAGUUAUCUCUUCUCAGAGGCCUGGUUAACAAGCUUCUACAGGAGGGAAUGGAAGAAAUUCUUCAACAGCUCACAAGCUCUAAAAAAGCUAAAUCUGAGAGAAAAAAACAGGUUUACAAGCAGACCACUGAUUAUACUAGUUCUUUGAAAUAUGAAGUGUCUAGUGAGCCUCUGACGGAAAUUGAAGUAAUUGAAGAAGACUUAGAUGCUGAAAUACAGGAAAUGAUUCCUGCUACUGCCCAACCCUUUGUAACUGGAAUCCAGCAUACUGGCACAGAGUGGACUUUAUCCUCUAAUGUUGAUCCUGCUACUGAUAAAUUAUCAGAAAAAGACCUCAUAUUGCAGAGUUUACCAACAGGCACUUUAGAAACUUACACAGGAACUGUGGAGUUGGAAAAUGUUACUGUGACAGAACAUGAAGAGGAUGAUCAUGAAGGGAUUGACGAAGAAUGGGACAAUGAAGGGGUGAAGUUCUCAUCUGAAAUAACUGCAGAAAAAGAUGAUUUGGAAAAGAACCACCACAUUCACUUAGAAGAUGAAAAACCAACGGACUCAUCCCAGCUUGUUGAUUCUACCAAGAAAAGUCCUGGCCACAGAAGAAAAGGUAAAGACAAGGCAAAGGGCAAGGAAAGCACAAGGAGAAAUAAAAGGCAGAAAUCAAUGCUGGAGGAGGGUUUCUCCAAUGAAGAAUCAGAGAUUCUUAUCAGAAUGAAGGAAAUUCCAGAAUCCCAUAACAAUAAGAUAUUUCCAGAAGAAUAUGGGUCAGCUUCUGGGUAUGAUGAUGCGGAAAUCUUAACUCGAGUAAAAAGAAUGGCCACCCUGUCAAAUACAGAGGGUUUUUUACCAGGCACUUCAGGAGGCAGAAGGAAUGAAAAUAAGCAAACGUCAUACCCUGGGACAAGAGAUAAACAGAGACGUAAGAAAAUUAAAAAGGAGAACCGAGAUUAUGAUGUAACGGAACAAAACUACAUCAAAGGACUGCCAGGAGAAAAUGGAAUUCCUGGAGAGAAGGGAGCUCAAGGGGAAAUAGGUGAAAAGGGGCAAAAGGGAGAGCCUGGGAUUGGUUUCAGGGGACCAAUUGGACAAGCAGGACCUCCUGGGAAUAAGGGAGAGCCUGGUGCUCCAGGACCGCCAGGUGCCCAGGGUAUCCAGGGCAUCAGAGGAAAUCCAGGGAUUCCAGGCACAUCUGGUAUGAAAGGACCCCCAGGUCCACCUGGACCUCCAGGAGAAGAGGGAGAGCGUGGCAAAAGAGGGAAGAAUGGGUCAUCUGGAAGUCCUGGUCUGCCAGGUUUAUCGGGAAAGGAGGGGUCGCAAGGUAUACCUGGCACCAAAGGGGAGAAGGGUGAAGCAGGCACCGGUGAACCAGGUGACCGAGGUGUUAUGGGACUUCCAGGACGUCGGGGAGAAAAGGGUCAACCUGGGUCUCGUGGACCACCUGGACCAAUGGGCCUCAAGGGGCUCCCAGGAACAAAAGGCUUGAAGGGAGAUCGAGGGUUGGUAGGAAACAAGGGUGAAAAGGGCAGUGCACUCACCAUCACAGGGCCUCAGGGAUAUAAAGGCAACAAGGGAGAUCCGGGUGAAAGAGGACCUCCUGGGUUUGAUGGAGACAAAGGUGAAAAGGGUGAAGAUGGUCCCUCAGGUGAAAAGGGUCUUAAAGGUGAACCAGGUACCAAGGGUGCAAUGGGACCAUUUGGAGUCAGGGGACCUGCCGGACAAAAGGGUGACCCUGGUGAACCAGGCCUAAAUGGUGAUGUGGGACAGAAGGGGAUAGAUGGAAAAAAUGGAUCUAGAGGUGCCAAAGGAGAGCGGGGCCUGCAGGGCCAGAAAGGCAACUCAGGUGAAAGAGGAGAUACUGGAUUGGCUGGUGAUCCUGGAGAAAAAGGAGAAAAGGGAUUUCGAGGAUUACCUGGCCGCAUGGGAGCUCCUGGACUGGAUGGAAUAAAAGGUGAAAAAGGUUCUCCUGGGGAUCAUGGAAUUCCUGGAGUAGAUGGGCCUCCUGGGAUGAAGGGAAUCAUGGGAGACCCAGGAAAGAAUGGAAUUCCUGGAAUGGAUGGAGAGAAGGGAGAUAAGGGUUCUACUGGUUUUCCUGGCUUUCCUGGUUUUAAAGGGUCUACUGGACUACAUGGACAAGAUUGUGACAUUGGACCACCUGGAUUAAAUGGUCCAAAAGGAGAGCCAGGGCCAAAGGGUGAAAAAGGAAGGCGUGGAAGAGCAAAACCAUGUAAGCGUGGAGAACCUGGUACCCCUGGGGAAAAUGGACAAAAUGGUGAACCUGGUUUAGAGGGGCAGAAAGGAGAAAAAGGAGAUCCGGGAGUGACAGUGGAAGAAGUUAAGGAAAUUAUCAAGAAAGAAUUAAGUUACAAAUGUGGAAAAGACUUUCUCCUGGUCAUAAACACAAAAGACCCUGAUGAUGAAGACAUUACAGAUAUGGAUAAGAAGACAACUGAAAAUGGUAAUCUGGAUCAAGAUGAAGAACUACCAGAUUACAAUGAUGAAAAUGAGGAUGAGACUAAUGACCUACAACCUGUGGACAUCAAUAAUUUCACAUAUUCAGAAAAUGAACAGAUAAUAGAACCACAACAAAGAAGAAAACGAUUUGCUAAGAGCCAAUUUCCAGAAAUCUGCUCUCAGCCAAGAAAUGAUGGAUUCUGUGUUCAUUACACUCUCCUCUGGUAUUAUCAUCAGAAUUCAAAUAAGUGUCGACCAUUUGUAUAUGGUGGCUGUGGUGGAAACAAUAACAAGUUUACCACUAAGAAAAUAUGUGAAGCUACAUGUAAAAAUCAAAACAGAGGUCCUAGACACUUGGAUGCAUGUAAAAUGGACAGUGUUAGAUAUUAA